Messenger RNA from Cajanus cajan (pigeon pea), 1897 nucleotides. Its product is annotated as aldehyde dehydrogenase family 3 member H1. Gene Ontology annotation, biological process: aldehyde metabolic process. Gene Ontology annotation, molecular function: aldehyde dehydrogenase (NAD+) activity. Gene Ontology annotation, cellular component: cytoplasm. The record is from RefSeq and is a predicted model, not a curated record. NCBI's taxonomy places the organism in Eukaryota, Viridiplantae, Streptophyta, Magnoliopsida, Fabales, Fabaceae.
AGCAAACGUGUACAACAUUAUCUCCGUGUUUUUCAUGGCUGAGAAGUGAGAAGUCACUCCACUUCUGCUUAUAUAUAAACGCAAGUUAAUAAUCAAUGCAGUUUUUAGAUUUCUAAUUUCAGACAUCACCACCAUGAAAAGCCUCUGUCUUGGGCCGUUCCUUGCUGCUAGUGCUCCGGUUGAUAGAAGAGCAUUUGGAGGUCAUUUAACCAGAAAGUGCUUUCAAAACCAACUUCACUUCCGAUCAAGUUGUGUUGUUUUCUCUUCAUACUCAUGUUCUGCAACUCUAUCAGUGGUGCCAGAAGUAGAAGAGAAGCAAGUAUUUGAUGGUGAGGAGGCUAAUUUGCUCGUUAGAGAGCUCAGAAAGAGCUUUGAUUCAGGCAGGACAAAGAGCUAUGAAUGGAGGGUUUCCCAGUUGGAGGCCAUAGCUAGGAUGUUAGAAGAGAAAGAGAAGGAAAUUACUGAAGCUCUUUAUGAGGACCUUUCUAAACCUCAAUUUGAAGCAUUUAUAGCCGAGGUUGCCCAGGUAAAAUCCGCAUGUAGUGAAGCACUUCAAGAGCUGAAGCACUGGAUGAAGCCUGAAAAGGUGAAUACUUCAAUCACAACAUUUCCAUCAUCUGCCGAGAUUGUGCCAGAACCACUGGGGGUUGUGUUGGUCAUCUCAACAUGGAACUUUCCUUUCUUGUUAUCAAUGGAUCCAGUCAUUGGAGCCAUUUCUGCGGGUAAUGCAGUGGUCCUAAAACCAUCAGAAAUUGCUCCAGCAACAUCAUCACUGCUUGCAAAUUUGAUUGAACAAUAUCUAGACAGCUCUGCCAUAAGAGUUGUUGAAGGGGCUAUUCCUGAAACAACUGCACUCCUGGACCAGAAGUGGGAUAAGAUACUUUACACAGGUAGUGCUAGAGUAGGUCGCAUUGUCAUGGCUGCUGCUGCAAAGCAUCUUACACCAGUGAUUCUGGAACUUGGAGGAAAGUGCCCAGCUGUUGUUGAAUCAGAUGUCAACUUACAAGUUACUGCUAGGAGGAUUAUAGCUGGCAAGUGGGCAUCCAAUAGUGGACAAGCAUGCAUUUCUGUUGAUUAUAUCAUCACAAGAAAAGAAUUUGCUCCAAAGCUGAUAAGUGCCUUGAAAGAAGAACUGGAACAAUUUUUUGGGAAAGAUCCUAUGGAGUCAAAAGACAUGUCACGAAUUGUGUCUCCAAACCAGUUUGCACGGCUUGUGAAUCUCUUGGAUGAGGAUAAGGUGUCUGACAAAAUUGUGUUAGGAGGUCAGAGGGAUGAGAAGAAAUUAAGGAUUGCCCCAACUAUCGUAUUGGAUGUUCCUGAAGAUGCUAUGGUAAUGCAGGAAGAGAUAUUUGGGCCAAUAUUGCCAAUCAUCACUGUAGAUAACAUAGAAGACUGCUACAGUAUAAUCAAAUCAAAGCCAAAACCUCUUGCUGCAUAUCUCUUCACAAACAAUGAGCAGCUGAAGAAGGAUUAUGUGGAAAAGAUAUCUUCUGGAGGGAUGCUCAUCAAUGACGCUGUCAUCCAUGUUGCUACUCGUGGUUUGCCUUUUGGAGGAGUUGAAGAGAGUGGAAUGGGUUGUUACCAUGGAAAAUUCUCUUUUGAUAGUUUCAGCCACAAGAAGGCAGUUCUCUACAGAAGUUUUGAUGCAGAUUCAUCCGUAAGGUACCCUCCGUAUACACCUCAGAAGGAAAAAUUAUUGAAGGCCUUAAUUAGUGGCAAUAUUGUUCAAAUAAUUCUUACUCUUUUUGGAUGGUCUUAAGCAUGAUAUGGUAUUUUUUUUUAAAUGAUCUCGAGUUAGAAAGUACUAAAACAAUGUGCUAGGGCAGUAACUUGUGGCUUACACUUUGAUCAAAGUGUCAAAAUUUAAUUAUUAAUUUUCCCCAUUGGUUUUCAAUCA